UUUUUUUUUGUUUUUUGUCUGAAAUAAACUUUGAUCUCAAAAUGUCAGAUUCUCAAAAUAAUAUUACAUUUUCUUCUCAACCUUUUGAACCUGGGACUGCCAUGAAAAAAAGAAAGACAAAUCAUAAUAGCAUCAAAGAAGUUAAAAGAAAUGAUUCACAUCCCUCUAGUUUUGAGGAUGAAUUAAAAAUAUUAAAUGACGCUAUGGAAGUUGAUGUUAAAUAUGAGAAUACUGAAUCUAGUUGGAAUCGUGCUCCUGCUCCCUCUCUAGAUCCUACAUUAGAUAAACUUGUAUUCCAACAAAUAGAAAUUGAUGAAUAUAUGGAUUAUACUGUCCAACAACCUGUUAUUCGACUUUAUGGUAUUACUGCGGCCGGUAAUAGUGUUGUAUGUCAUGUCAGAAAUUUUUACCCCUAUUUUUAUUUCCCUGCCCCAAUUGGAUUUCAACAAAGCCAUCUUCCUGCCUUAAAACAGUCAUUAGCUGCUGCAGUAGGUAAUGCAAAUAUCGUUCAUGAUGUUCGUAUAAUGAUGAAACAAAGUAUAUAUGGAUACCAUGGAGAUGUUAAAUCGCCGUAUAUUCGAGUUACUGUAAAAGAUCCCAGAGAUAUAUCUAAAUGUAAAAAUAAGAUUGAACAAGGUAUUACUAUUGCUGGAUUAGAUCGUCCUUGUCAAUCAGAUACCACCUUUGAAAGUAAUCUAGGCUAUGUAUUACGUUUUAUGAUUGAUUGUAAAGUGUAUGGAUCUAAUUGGGUUGAAUUACCUGCUGGAGCUUGGUCGUUUGUUGAAGUGCCUACCUCAUUAGCUCAAAUCGAAGUAAAAAUAAGUUAUGAAGAUUUAAUUAGUCAUGCUCCUGAAGGAGAAUGGUCGGAUAUAGCUCCUCUUAGAGUGUUGAGUUUUGAUAUUGAAUGUGCUGGUAGAAAAGGUGUCUUUCCUGAGCCAAAUGUGGAUCCUGUUAUUCAAAUUGCCUCAGUAGUUCAAAUACAAGGCCACAAGAGGCCUUUUAUUAGAAAUGUAUUUACCCUUGGUUCAUGUGCUCAUAUUGUCGGUUCUCAUAUUCUCUCAUUUGAUGACGAAAAAGAGCUUUUGAAGAAAUGGGGUGAUUUUAUUCGACAAGUGGAUCCUGAUGUUGUUAUCGGCUAUAAUACAACAAACUUUGAUUUCCCAUAUUUAUUAGAUCGUGCAAAGCAUCUUGGUGUUCAUGAUUUUCCCUUUCUGGGAAGAAUCAAAGGAAUUCGAACUGAAGCAAAAGAUACCAAAUUUACGUCAAAGGCAUAUGGUACUCGUGAAAAUAAGGCGAUUAACUUGGAAGGACGACUUCAGUUGGAUAUACUUCAAGCAAUUCAACGUGACUACAAACUUCGAUCCUAUACACUCAACUCUGUCUCUGCUGAAUUCUUGAAUGAACAGAAAGAAGAUGUGCAUUAUUCUAUUAUUACGGAAUUACAAAAUGGAAAUGCAGAAACACGUCGACGUCUCGCUGUUUAUUGCCUUAAGGAUGCCUUUUUACCUUUAAGAUUAAUGGACAAACUUAUGUUACUUUUUAAUUAUACAGAAAUGGCUAGAGUUACUGGCAUUCCUUUCAAUUAUAUUUUAGUUCGUGGACAACAGAUUAAAGUUAUUUCACAAUUAUACCGUCGAGCCCUUGAACAGGAUCUAGUUAUUCCAGUGAUAAAGUCAGAGAUAUUAGAAGAGCCUUAUGAGGGUGCAACUGUAAUUGAUCCAGAGAGAGGAUAUUAUGAUGUUCCGAUUGCAACUCUUGAUUUUACAUCCUUGUAUCCUUCCAUUAUGCAGGCACAUAAUUUAUGUUAUACUACGCUAUUAAAGCCUGAUAUGGUUCAAAAGUUAGGUUUAGUGAAAGAUGUAGAUUAUGAAGUUACGCCUAAUAAUGAUAUGUUUGUCAAGGCUUCACGUCGUAAAGGGGUACUACCAGAAAUUCUUAGAGAUCUUUUAGCAGCACGUAAAAAGGCUAAAAAUGAUCUGAAGAAGGAGACAGAUCCAUUUAAACGAGCUGUCUUAGAUGGUCGUCAGUUGGCUUUGAAAAUCAGUGCUAACUCAGUAUAUGGUUUUACAGGUGCUACGAUAGGUAAAUUACCUUGUUUACAAAUCUCUUCUAGUGUUACUGCUUAUGGACGUAGUAUGAUUUUAAAGACAAAGGAAACGGUAGAGGAACACUUUACGGUUAAGAAUGGUUAUAAGCAUGAUGCUAAAGUCAUUUAUGGUGAUACUGAUUCCGUUAUGAUUAAAUUUGGCGUGGAUAAUUUAAAGGAAGCGAUGGAGUUGGGUAAAGAAGGUGCCAGAAUAGUAACAGAAAAGUUUAUUAGACCUAUCAAUCUUGACUUUGAAAAGGUUUAUUUCCCUUAUUUGUUGAUCAAUAAGAAAAGAUAUGCAGGUCUUUAUUGGACAAGAGAGGAUAAAUAUGAUAAAUUAGAUGCUAAAGGUAUCGAGACUGUUCGCCGCGAUAACUGUCGCUUAGUACAAAAUAUUAUCUCAAAAUGUCUUGAUAAGUUAUUAAUUGAACGAGAUGUAGAAGGUGCUCAAGUAUUUGUAAAACAAACCAUUGCAGACUUACUACAAAAUAAAGUAGAUCUUUCUCAAUUGGUUAUUACAAAAGCUUUAACAAAAUCAGAUUAUGCCAACAAACAAGCACAUGUAGAACUCGCAGAGCGUAUGAGAAAAAGAGACCCAGGAUCUGCACCAGCACUAGGUGAUCGUGUUGCUUAUGUCAUUAUUAAGGCUGGUAAUAAUACGCCUGCUUAUGAUCGUUCAGAAGAUCCAUUAUAUGUUUUAGACAAUAAUAUUCCUAUUGAUACAAAAUAUUACCUGGAAAAUCAGUUAUCCAAACCAUUAUUACGUAUAUUCGAACCUAUCUUGGGUGAUAAAGCAGAAACAUUAUUAUCUGGUGCCCAUACACGCGUUGUAAAUAUUUCUACACCUACAGUUGGUGGCUUAAUGAGAUUUGCUGUCAAGACAGCUACAUGCCUUGGAUGUAAAGCACCAUUACCUAAAGGAGAUAAAUCAGCGGCCUGUAAACAAUGUGCGGAUAGAUUACCUGAACUUUAUCAACAUCAGCUUGAUAUUGUGAAUAGGUUAGAGGUUAAAUUCUCUCGACUUUGGACGCAAUGUCAACGUUGUCAAGAAUCAUUACAUCAGGAUGUUAUUUGUUCAAAUAAUGAUUGUCCUAUUUUUUAUAUGCGUAAAAAGGUACAAAAGGAUAUGGAUGAAGCUGCUGAACGUUUAGACCGAUUUAAUUAUGAAUGGUAAACUUUUUAUUGGACUGUUUAUUUUGUAUGUCAUGUACAUAUUUAUAUUAUUUUUUUUUUUAUUGGUUUUAUUUUUUUUUUUUUUCUUU
Cokeromyces recurvatus is the source of this 3348-nucleotide messenger RNA. RefSeq names its product DNA polymerase family B-domain-containing protein. Gene Ontology annotation, biological process: DNA replication proofreading; nucleotide-excision repair, DNA gap filling; base-excision repair, gap-filling. The record is from RefSeq and is a predicted model, not a curated record. Gene Ontology annotation, cellular component: delta DNA polymerase complex. Gene Ontology annotation, molecular function: nucleotide binding; 3'-5'-DNA exonuclease activity; DNA-directed DNA polymerase activity. Lineage: Eukaryota; Fungi; Mucoromycota; Mucoromycetes; Mucorales; Mucoraceae. The coding region runs from base 42 to 3260 and encodes 1072 amino acids. The transcript has 8 exons.